Messenger RNA from Dioscorea cayenensis subsp. rotundata (Guinea yam), 5593 nucleotides. Its product is annotated as protein TSS-like. Gene Ontology annotation, biological process: organelle organization. The coding region runs from base 142 to 5316 and encodes 1724 amino acids. Gene Ontology annotation, cellular component: cytoplasm. The transcript has 23 exons. The record is from RefSeq and is a predicted model, not a curated record. Lineage: Eukaryota; Viridiplantae; Streptophyta; Magnoliopsida; Dioscoreales; Dioscoreaceae. Gene Ontology annotation, molecular function: protein binding.
GAUUUCUCUUGAAUCCUUUUGUAGCCCUUCAUUUCCAAUCUCUCCCUCCCUUAUCCCUAUCCCUAUCCCUUCUUCACUUCCUUCUCUUAUCUCCUUCUUCUUCUUCUUCUUCUUCUUCUUCUUCUCUUUGUGAGUAUUUUCAUGGCUCCCAAAGCUAGAGGAGGCAAGGGCAACAAGGUCAAGGGAAGUGGUGACAAAAAGAAGAAGGAGGAAAAAAUUAUUCCAAAUGUGAUUGAUGUGAUUGUAGUGACUCCAUAUGAGACUAAGAUUACACUCAAGGGAAUAUCCACGGAUAAGAUACUUGAUGUGAGGAGGUUGCUAGCAUCAAAUGUCCAAACUUGCCACCUUACCAAUUACUCUCUUUCUCAUGUGGCUCGUGGGGUCAAGUUAAAAAAUGGCGUGGAAAUCGUUUCUCUCAAACCUUGUGUUCUUAGCAUCCAACCAGAGGAAUACACGACUGAGGAACACGUGCUUUCGCACGUGCGAAGGCUGUUGGACAUCGUGGCCUGCACGACAUGCUUCGCUAAGAGCAAAGAUGGCGGGAAAUCUCGAAAACCACCGAACUCGCCGGCGAACGGGAAGCCCUCGUCGGCGGCGACCUCUUCUCCGGCCAUGGCUGGAGCUGGUAAAGAUGAGAAAGUCCAGCAUGAGGGCGAUCCGGUGCCGGCGAUAUCGGAGAAGUUCGAUAUGGCGGCGAUUUACCCGCCGCCCAAGCUUGGCGAUUUCUACGAGUUUUUCAACUUCUCGCAUCUCCAGUCCCCGAUUCAAUAUUUGAGGAGACGUGAAGGAGAAAGCGCUGGGGAGAAAAAGGAGGGAGAUUUCUUUGAAUUGGAGGUUAAAGUUUGCAAUGGCAAGUUGCUCAAUGUUAUUGCAUCUGUAAAAGGAUUCUACACAACUGGGAAACAUUGUAUCCAGAGCCACUCCCUGGUGGAUCUGUUGCAACAGCUAAGUAGUGCUUUUGCUAAGGCAUAUGACUUGCUGAUGAAGGCUUUUGUAGAGCACAACAAGUUUGGGAAUUUGCCGUACGGACUCCGUGCAAAUACCUGGAUUAUUUCUCCUAUAUUCACUGAGUCUCCUUGGGCAAACCCCAAAUUGCCAAUCGAAGAUGAGAACUGGGGAGGGAAUGGUGGUGGGCUUGGCCGAGAUGGUAAAUAUAACCAUAGGCAGUGGUCGACAGAAUUUUCAGUUCUGGCUAGAUAUCCAUGCAAAACUGAAGACGAGAGGUUGAUUAGAGACCGCAAAGGUUUUCUAUUGCACAGCUUAUUCACUGAAACUUCAAUAUUUAAAGCUAUCUCGGCAAUUCAUCAUGUUAUUGAAUCCCAAAGGAGCUUCAAUGCUGCUGAAGAUGUUGUGGGUGGCUAUAUUGUCCAUGAAGAGCAUGUAGGAGAUCUGAAUGUCACUGUAAGAAAGGAUUUUACUGAUGCUAGCGUAAAACCAGAAGAGAAAAUAGAUGGAUCUCAACUACUCCAAAUGAAUGCUAAGGAGAUUGCCCGAAGAAACCUUCUUAAGGGUUUAACGGCUGAUGAAAGUGCAGUUAUAAAUGAUACUGCUACCUUAGGAGCUGUUAUAGUCAAACAUUGUGGAUAUACAGCAAUUGCCAAAGCAUCUGGCCAUGUAAAGAGCGGUGACAUUACAAGAGAUAUUGAUGUAGAUGAUCAGCCUGAUGGUGGUUCAAAUGCUUUAAACAUUAACAGCUUAAGGGUUCUGCUCCCCACAUCCUGCAAUACAGAGCCAUCUAUUGGUGGUCAACUAUCUCCUUUGAAUUCUGAUGAUAUUGGAGCAAGGUGUUUAGCACAGAGAGUCCUUAAUGAUAGCCUAAGCAAGUUAGAGAAAAUGCCUGCCACUGCUGAGAGGUCUAUCCGAUGGGAGCUUGGUUCUUGCUGGGUACAGCACCUACAGAAACAGGAGAACUUACCAGUUAAAGAGGCUAAGAGAAGUGCAGAGGACAAGCCUCAACCAAUUGUCAAAGGUCUCGGGAAGCAAUUUGAACCAUUAAAAAAAAUAAAGAAGAAGGCUGAUGCUUCUGGGAUCAGGUCUGACAUAAGGCAAGAUGAUUCUUUUGAAGUGGGCUCAGAUAACCUAAAUCAGUCAAAAUUGGAUGCUGAAACUGAACUGAGGAACCUGUUACCUGAAGAAGCAUUCUUGCGCUUGAAAGACUCGGGGACCGGUCUUCAUCUAAAGUCACUGGAUGAGCUUACCCAUAUGGCACAUAAGUUCUAUGAUGGCAUUGCUCUUCCCAAGCUGGUGGCAGAUUUUGCUUCACUUGAGCUAUCACCAGUAGAUGGUAGAACUUUGACAGAUUUCAUGCAUACUCGAGGACUUAAAAUGUGUUCCUUGGGGCGUGUGGUUGAUCUCGCUGAAAAGUUACCACAUAUACAGUCACUUUGUAUUCAUGAGAUGGUUACACGUUCCUUCAAGUACAUAUUACGAGCUGUCAUUGCUGCUGUAAACAGCUUGUCAGAUCUUUCUUCUGCAAUUGCUGCGACUUUGAAUAUCUUGCUAGGAUCAACAGAGACACAAAAAUAUGAGCUAGAUCACAUCAAUGAUCAUUCUCUAAAGAUGAAAUGGCUAGAGAAAUUUCUCUUAAAACGCUUUUCUUGGAGGCUAAAGAAUGAAUUUCAGCACUUACGGAAGUUCGCAAUUCUCAGAGGACUUUGUCAGAAGGUUGGACUAGAGUUGGCCCCUCGAGAUUAUGACUUGGAGAGUCCAAGCCCAUUCAAGAAAUCUGAUAUUAUCAGCAUAGUUCCUGUUUGUAAACAUGUGGCUUGCUCAUCAGCGGAUGGCCGGAAUUUAUUGGAAUCUGCGAAGGUUGCACUGGAUAAAGGCAAGCUAGAGGAUGCCGUCACAUAUGGUACAAAGGCACUGUCAAAAAUGAUCGCAGUUUGUGGUCCUUAUCAUCGUAUGACUGCUAAUGCAUACAGUCUUCUUGCAGUGGUUCUUUACCACACUGGAGACUUUGAUCAGGCAACCAUAUACCAACAAAAGGCUCUCGAUAUCAAUGAGCGGGAGCUCGGUCUUGACCAUCCAGAGACUAUGAAAAGUUAUGGAGAUCUUUCUGUGUUUUACUAUCGUCUUCAACAUAUUGAAUUAGCUCUAAAGUAUGUCAACCGUGCACUGCUGCUACUACAUUUUUCAUGUGGAUUGUCACAUCCUAAUUCUGCUGCAACCUAUAUUAAUGUUGCUAUGAUGGAAGAGGGUAUGGGCAAUGUCCAUGUUGCACUUCGAUACCUGCAUGAAGCUCUCAAAUGCAAUCGACGACUGCUGGGUGCAGAUCACAUUCAAACUGCUGCUAGCUACCAUGCUAUAGCCAUAGCCCUUUCCAUGAUGGAAGCUUAUACACUCAGUGUUCAGCAUGAACAGACCACAUUGCAGAUACUGCAGUCUAAACUUGGAGCAGAUGACCUCCGGACUCAGGAUGCUGCUGCUUGGCUUGAGUACUUUGAAUCAAAAGCUCUCGAGCAGCAAGAGGCUGCUCGUAGAGGUAUACCAAAACCUGAUGCAUCUAUUGCAAGCAAAGGCCAUCUUAGUGUAUCAGAUCUGCUUGACUACAUCAACCCAGAACAAGAAUUGAAGGAAAGAGAUUCACAAAAAAGGCUACAACGGAUGAAGAGCAUCAACAGGCCGAGUCAAAUGAAGUCAAACAUAUUGGUUGAUGAUUACCAAGAUGAUUCAAAGUACUCAUCCACUCUUAACAGCAUUGAGGGAGCUAAAGAGGAGGAAAAACUUGUAGAACAUCAGCCCUUAAAAUUUGAAGACAGUGAUGAUACAAUGCAAGGCCAACAACCACAAGUCUAUGAGUGUUCUCCCGAAGCAUCCUCUGAUGAAGGUUGGCAAGAGGCUAAUUUUAAAGGCCGAUCUGGAAAUGUACGCAGAAUAGCUGGACCCAAAAGGCCAACCUUAGCAAAAUUGGAAUUAAAAUUCUCUGAAUCCUCUGCCAGCAUUAAGAGGAGAACCAUGUCACCAACAUUGAAAGGCAAUUCUUCAAUCACAAGAACCCCUUCAACUGAUGUUUCUUCUGUUAAAAAUCUUAGGAAUGCUGCAAGUGUUCAUGGUGGAGAUGAUUCAAAUAAUGCACGACAAAGUACUCCAGAUUUGGAGGCCAGAUUAGAUCAAAAUCCUAAGGCUUCUGUUAUCAGCAGAGUCAUCACGGCAGGCACAAAUCUCCUAUCCUAUAAAGAAGUAGCUUUGUCACCUCCUGGUACAAUCUUGAAGCCAACAUUGAAGCUACCUGAGGUUAAGCAACCAGAUGAAACAGUGAGAGGUACAGAGCCUGAGGAAUGUAACAAUGUUAAAGAGGCAUCCAAGGUUGAGGUUGACAUGACAACCAAGGGAGCACUGCAAGAGGUAUCCUCGAGUGACAGUGAGAAAGAGAUUCAAACAUCUGCAGUGAAGAUAUCAGUAAAUGUAUCGGAAAGAGAAACUUCUGAUUCUGAUGAUGUUCAGAUCUCAUCAUCUUCCAAAGAAGCCGCUGCAACUAGAAGCAAACUUUCUGCAUCGGCUCCUCCAUUUAAUCCAGGAUCAUUGUUGUCCGUACCCAAUGCUUAUAACUCAGUUGCCGUUGUUGGUCUAUAUGAUAUGAGAGCUGCUCAUGCAACAGUACCACCUAAACCUGUGGAACUCCUGCCUCCUCAUUCUGUAGAUGCUAGAGUCCCUCGUGGUCCUCGGUCAACUAUGUACUUCAAAAAUAGCUUAUCUUCCCAAACGAAACAUGGUUACAGAAACUCUCAGACUGGUAAUGAAGCAGAUAGAGGUGCCAUUAGCCCAAGUACGAUGAAUCCUAAUGCAGCUGAGUUUGUUCCUGGCAAAGCUUCGCAACAAUUAAACCAAUCUGAUGGGGUCUCAGAAGUUCAGCGCCCUGGUGAUGACUCAAGUUCUCAAGUAGAAUCUUCAUCUGCAAAAGAAGAUUGCAACACAGUUCUUCCUGGUGAAAAAGCAGAACUUGACAGAAAUGCAGCGGAGGUUAAGAUUAAGGAUAGCAAACGAAGUUGCGGAAUGGAAAGUUCAAGCAAAGCUGAGCUUGCUAGACAGAUUUUGUUCAAUUUCAUUGUCAAGUCAUAUCAGGAUAAUUUAGGCUCAGAUGAAGCUGAAACUAAACCAAAAUCAACUAAACGCGAGAGCUCAGCAACUAGAAGUGUUAGUAGCAAUGUAACUAAAUCAGUGUCUGUCGACCAAUUUUGUGAUCAUCAAUGGCCAAAACCAAACCAGGACAGAGAAGGAUUUACAGUUGUCUCAAAGAGGAGGAAGAACAAGCACCAACUUUCAAAUGCAGUCAGCGGGUUAUAUGCUCAACAGUCGAUCUGCACAUUGGCGAGUUGAUGAAGAGUUUUUGGAAUACAAGAAGAUGCAUUUACUUUUUUCCUAUCGAUGAUUAUAAUAUAUAGCUUCAAUAAAAACAUGAGCCUUGUUUACCAUUAUCCGGCAUGCGGCUUAUUUUGUGUUGUUCCAAACAUUCUGUCUGAAGUUUUAUGUAAAAAGUUAGAGUUAUGUAUAGAUUUUCAACAUGGCCAUCUUGUAUCCUUAGAACAAUUUGCUGGAGAAUUAUUUGGCUGCCGAGAACAUUUUAAAUCAUGUUAGGUAAUUUAUGUUGCAUUCA